Rhinichthys klamathensis goyatoka is the source of this 2254-nucleotide messenger RNA. It is a transcript of the gene capn5b, whose product is annotated as calpain 5b. Gene Ontology annotation, biological process: proteolysis. The coding region runs from base 169 to 2148 and encodes 659 amino acids. Lineage: Eukaryota; Metazoa; Chordata; Actinopteri; Cypriniformes; Leuciscidae. Gene Ontology annotation, molecular function: calcium-dependent cysteine-type endopeptidase activity. The record is from RefSeq and is a predicted model, not a curated record. The transcript is spliced from 14 exons. Gene Ontology annotation, cellular component: cytoplasm.
ACUAGGAGUCCCCCCUCCGCUCGUAGGCCCCUCCCAGACACGCGUGAGAGUGAUCCGGAGCUCGGAGAAGAGCCACGGCUGCACGGGACCGCAAGAACGUCGCUGGAUCCCGGGAGGACCGGAGAGAGAGACGCCAACGUGGGACUGGAGUUGUGCUCAGGCUGAAAGAUGUUCUCGUCUGUGAAGGCCUUUGAGGGGCAGCAUUACUCCACCCUCAAGAGGCAGUGUCUACAGAGUGGAGCGCUGUUUGAGGACCCACUGUUUCCGUCCGUGGACGACUCGCUCUUCUACCUGGGUAACAGGAUUGGCCGUGUGCACUGGAAAAGACCCGCGGAGCUGUGCGAUGAUCCUCACUUGUUUGUGGAUGGGAUCAGUGCCCAUGAUCUGCACCAAGGGCAGCUGGGAAACUGCUGGUUUGUGGCGGCCUGCACCAGCUUGGCUUCCAGAGAGUCUCUGUGGCAGAAAGUUAUUCCAGACUGGAAGGAGCAGGAAUGGGAUCCAGAGAAGGAAGACUCUUAUGCAGGAAUAUUCCACUUCCGUUUCUGGCGGUUUGGGGAUUGGGUGGACGUGGUGAUCGAUGACCGUCUCCCCACAGUGGACAACCAGCUGGUGUACUGCCAUUCAAAUGAUAGCAACGAGUUCUGGAGUGCCCUUGUGGAAAAAGCCUAUGCCAAAGUUUAUGGUUGCUAUGAAGCCUUGGAUGGUGGGAACACGGCCGAUGCCCUGGUGGACUUUACUGGUGGCGUGUCAGAACCUAUGGACCUUCUGGAGGGCCAGUUUGCUCAGGAUGAAAUCGGCAGAAACCAGCUCUUUGAAAGAGUGCUCAAGGUCCAUAAUCGAGAUGGCCUUAUCAGCUGCUCUAUCAGGGCAACCACAAUAGAGGACAUGGAGGCAAGACUGGAAUGUGGGUUAGUGAAAGGACACGCAUAUGCGGUGACCGACGUUCGCAAGGUUCGACUGGGACAUGGCCUUCUGGCGUAUUUCAAGUCAGAAAAGCUACAAAUGAUCCGCAUGAGGAACCCGUGGGGCGAGAAGGAGUGGAGUGGACCCUGGAGUGACAGCUCAGAGGAGUGGAAGAAAGUGAGCAAGAGUGAGAGAGAGAAACUGGGCGUCACUGUUCAGGAUGAUGGAGAGUUUUGGAUGAACUUUGAGGAUUUCUGUCACUACUUCACCGACCUGAUCCUGUGUCGACUGAUAAACACAUCUUACUUGAGCAUUCAUAAGACCUGGGAGGAGGAGGUGAUGAGGGGCUCCUGGAUCCACCGAGACGACCCGCUCCGCAACCGCUCCGGAGGCUGCAUUAACCAUAAAGCCACUUUUCUGCAAAACCCACAGUAUGUUUUUGAUGUGAGAAAAGUGGAAGAUGAGGUGCUGAUCUGCCUGCAGCAAAAGGAACGCAGAGCUACUCCCAAGGAGGGCAAAGGCGAAAACCUGGCCAUUGGAUUUGACAUCCAUAGGGUGGAGUUGAACAGAAAAUACAGAAUGCACACAGCUCAGCAGAAGGUCGCAGGGUCGAUCUACAUCAACUCUCGCUGCGUCUUUCUGAGGAAAGAGCUGAAGGAGGGGCGUUACGUCAUCAUCCCCACAACCUUUGACCCUGGUCAACAAGGAGAGUUCCUGCUCAGAGUCUUCACUGAUGUGCCUUCAGACUGCAAAGAAUUAACACUGGACGAGCCUCCUCAGACAUGCUGGACUGGGAUUUGCGGCUACCCUCAGCUGGUCACCCAGGUGCAUGUGUUAAGUGCCGACGGCUUGCAGGGCCAAGAUGCCAAUGGAGAGCUGCACCGCUUGAUCUCCCACAAGACACGCUCUGACUUCUACACAGGAGCCUCUGACCCAUAUGUGAUCAUCACCUGUGAGGGGGAGAAAGUUCGCUCCCCCGUGCACAAAGACACACGCUGCCCUAGUUUUGAUAUUAAGGGAAUAUUCUACCGCAGAAAGCCAAAGGAAGGCAUUCACAUCGAGAUCUACAAUAAGAAUGUGAUUGUUGACACCUUCCUGGGUCAGGUGACCCUCUUUACUGACCCUAAUGACCGGCAAGAGCAGCACACAGUCUACCUUAAAGACAAGGGUAGUCGCCAAGACAACAACCUUCCAGGCACGCUGACUGUGCGCGUGAUCACCUGCACCACUUUAACCAACAUCUGAUCACAAACUUAAUGCAGCCUGAGCCUCAUGCAUCCCGCCACUUCACACUUUCAGCUUGGUUUCUUCAUUCACCCUCAAUGCCUUUAGCACUCAUACAUUUCUCCUC